GACCAGGUCGCUGCUGGACGUUAGUUUUCCCGUUCGCCAGGUUUUGACUUUAUGCCGAGUCGGUGUAGUGACUGUGGAACGUGUCCGGCUCGCGCUCUGCGCAUGUGUCACUGUUAGAAAUGUUCAGGAUGGAGACACGGACAUUCGCGCUGUUCGCAGCCUCACAACUCCUCGUCCUCGUCGCGGUCACAGCGCAACACACCGACACCUCGGAUUUAGUCAGCUGUGUGCAAGGUGGACAGCUGUAUAAUGACAAAGAUGUGUGGAAGCCAGAGCCAUGUAGAAUCUGUGUGUGUGACAGUGGGAAUAUCCUCUGCGACGAAAUCCUCUGCGAGGAGCUUAAAGAUUGCCUUAACCCCGAGAUACCCUUCGGAGAAUGCUGUCCUGUCUGUCCCAGCGAGCGAAUCCUGACCAGCGGGCAAGGUGUUCAGGGGCAGAAAGGUGAACCCGGGGACAUUAAAGAUGUUGUUGGACCACGAGGACCUCCAGGCCCACAGGGGCCACUGGGAGAGCAGGGACUAAGGGGAUCACGUGGCGACAAAGGCGAAAGAGGAGCAACUGGCCCUCGUGGUAGAGAUGGUGAACCCGGAACUCCAGGCAACCCCGGCUCGGCCGGCCCCCCAGGCCCACCAGGCCCCCCAGGCCUUGGCGGAAACUUUGCUGCUCAGAUGGCACGAGGAUUUGAUGAGAAAGCAGGAGGUGCGCAGUUGGGUGUGAUGCAAGGACCAAUGGGCCCCAUGGGACCUCGAGGACCUCCAGGACCCACAGGAGCUCCCGGCCCCCAAGGAUUUCAAGGCUCCCCUGGAGAACCUGGAGAAUCUGGUGCUGCUGGACCAAUGGGACCUCGGGGCCCUCCGGGGCCCUCUGGGAAGCCAGGUGAUGAUGGUGAUGCUGGCAAACCUGGCAAAUCAGGCGAGCGCGGACCUCCCGGACCCCAGGGGGCCCGAGGAUUCCCAGGAACCCCAGGACUUCCAGGUGUCAAAGGUCACAGGGGUUACCCCGGUCUGGAUGGUGCUCGAGGAGAGGCUGGGGCAGCUGGAGCAAAGGGUGAAGCUGGUGCGUCUGGGGAGAGUGGAGCUCCGGGUCCAAUGGGUCCCCGGGGGUUGCCUGGUGAGAGAGGUCGGCCCGGAGCCCCAGGCUCAGCUGGUGCACGUGGUAAUGAUGGUCUGCCUGGCCCAGCUGGUCCUCCUGGACCCGUUGGCCCAUCUGGUGCUCCAGGCUUCCCAGGAGCUCCGGGUUCAAAGGGAGAAGCUGGUCCCACAGGGGCUCGUGGUCCAGAAGGUGCUCAAGGAUCGAGAGGCGAGUCGGGCAGCCCAGGCUCACCUGGUCCUGCUGGUGCCCCUGGUAACCCUGGCACUGACGGGAUUCCUGGGGCCAAAGGCUCUACUGGCGCCCCUGGCAUCGCUGGAGCUCCUGGAUUCCCUGGCCCUCGGGGUCCCCCAGGCCCACAGGGAGCAACAGGCCCACUCGGCCCGAAAGGUCUCCAGGGUGAUCCUGGCGCUACAGGAUUCAAGGGAGAAGCUGGGCCGAAAGGAGAGACUGGACGGAUUGGGCCUCAGGGAGCCCCGGGACCUGCUGGCGAGGAGGGUAAGAGGGGACCUCGCGGAGAACCUGGAGCAGCCGGACCCCACGGCCCCCCCGGAGAGAGAGGGCCGCCCGGUAACCGUGGAUUCCCAGGUCAGGAUGGUUUAGCUGGUCCUAAGGGAGCCCCCGGGGAGCGUGGAGCACCUGGUAUCAGCGGCCCCAAAGGUACAACAGGUGACCCUGGGCGUCCCGGAGAGCCAGGCCUGCCUGGUGCCAGAGGUUUGACUGGUCGCCCUGGAGAUGCCGGACCUCAGGGCAAAGUUGGUGCGUCUGGAGCUCCAGGUGAGGAUGGACGUCCCGGGCCCCCCGGCCCCCAAGGAGCCAGAGGCCAACCCGGAGUCAUGGGAUUCCCAGGACCAAAGGGCGCGACAGGCCAGGCUGGCAAAGCUGGUGAGAAAGGUCUCCUUGGAGCUCCAGGACUCAGAGGGUUACCGGGUAAAGACGGUGAGACAGGAGCACAGGGACCACCAGGACCAUCUGGACUGGCUGGUGAGAGAGGAGAACAAGGCCCCCCGGGCCCCCCCGGGUUCCAGGGCCUGCCCGGACCCCCCGGCCCCCCAGGUGAAGGUGGCAAACCUGGUGACCAGGGUAUCCCCGGUGAGGCCGGAGCCGCUGGUCUGACUGGUCCUCGGGGAGAGCGCGGCUUCCCAGGUGAACGUGGAUCUCCGGGGCCUCAGGGUCUCCAGGGGCCUCGCGGGCUCCCAGGGACCCCUGGUGCUGACGGCCCGAAGGGAGCAGGUGGAUCUCCAGGCCCUAACGGAGCACAGGGUCCCCCCGGGCUGCAGGGAAUGCCGGGCGAGCGAGGCACAGCUGGGAUCCCAGGAGCGAAGGGCGACCGGGGCGACUCUGGUGGGAAAGGACCUGAGGGGGCACCGGGCAAAGAUGGCGCAAGAGGUUUGACCGGCCCCAUUGGACCCCCCGGUCCCGCCGGCCCCAAUGGUGAGAAGGGUGAAACAGGACCUCGGGGCCCGACCGGCGCUGCUGGUUCCCGCGGAGCUCCCGGAGAUCGAGGCGAGACCGGCCCCCCUGGCCCCGCUGGCUUUGCUGGAGCCCCUGGUGCCGACGGGCAACCGGGAGCCAAGGGUGAGCCAGGGGCCACGGGACAGAAGGGCGACGCUGGGGCCCCGGGGCCACAGGGCCCCUCGGGAGCUCCCGGACCACAGGGACCGACUGGUGUGACUGGGCCUAAAGGAGCUCGCGGAGCCCAAGGACCUGCGGGAGCCACUGGUUUCCCAGGAGCCGCAGGCAGGGUGGGGCCCCCGGGCCCCAAUGGAAAUCCAGGGCCAGUUGGUCCUCCCGGUUCUCCCGGCAAGGAUGGCCCGAAAGGCUUGCGUGGUGACCCCGGGACCGCGGGAAGAACUGGUGACCCCGGGCUACAGGGCCCGGCCGGCGCUCCCGGUGAGAAAGGAGAAUCCGGUGAAGAUGGUCCUCCUGGUCCUGAUGGUCCUUCAGGUCCCCAGGGCUUGUCUGGGCAGCGAGGUAUUGUGGGGCUUCCUGGUCAGCGAGGAGAGAGAGGCUUCCCCGGCCUCCCAGGACCCUCGGGUGAACCCGGCAAACAAGGAGCUUCUGGUGGUGCCGGAGAUCGGGGUCCUCCUGGGCCUGUCGGACCCCCUGGCCUCACCGGCCCCUCCGGCGAACCUGGACGUGAGGGGAACCCUGGUGCUGACGGACCUCCAGGUCGUGAUGGAUCCACUGGGAUGAAGGGCGAUCGAGGUGCGACAGGUCCAGCUGGUGCCCCCGGUGCCCCUGGUGCUCCCGGCUCCCCAGGACCUGUUGGGCCAACUGGCAAACAAGGGAAUAGAGGAGAAUCUGGAGCUCAAGGUCCAAUGGGUCCCCCUGGACCGGCAGGUGCCCGGGGAAUGCCUGGUCCUCAAGGUCCUCGUGGUGACAAGGGUGAAGCUGGCGAGACUGGUGAGAGAGGUCAGAAAGGUCAUCGAGGCUUCACUGGGCUGCAGGGCCUGCCCGGACCUCCUGGCACGGCUGGUGACCAAGGUGCAGUUGGUGCUGCAGGUCCGAGUGGUCCCAGAGGUCCUCCUGGUCCAGUUGGCCCGUCUGGUAAAGAUGGCUCUAAUGGUCUCCCUGGUCCUAUUGGCCCACCGGGUCCUCGAGGUCGUGGUGGUGAAGCUGGUCCAUCUGGGCCCCCUGGUAACUCAGGUCCUCCCGGACCUCCUGGGCCUCCUGGUCCAGGCAUCGACAUGUCGGCCUUCGCUGGCCUCUCCCAGCCUGAGAAAGCUCCCGAUCCCUUGCGGUACUUCCGAGGUGACCAGGCGUCUCCAUCCCUUCGCCCUCACGACGCUGAGGUCGAUGCCACUCUCAAAUCCCUGAACAACCAGAUCCAGAACAUCCGCAGCCCAGAGGGCAGCAAGAAGAACCCAGCCCGUACCUGCCGCGACCUGAAGCUUUGCCACGCAGACUGGAAGAGCGGUGAUUACUGGAUCGAUCCUAACCAGGGCUGCAGUCUGGAUGCCAUUAAGGUUUUCUGUAACAUGGAAAGUGGCGAGACCUGUGUCUAUCCCAACCCCUCAAGUAUCCCACGUAAGAACUGGUGGACCAGCAAGGGCAAGGACAGGAAACAUGUCUGGUUCGGUGAGACUAUGAACGGCGGCUUCCAUUUCAGCUAUGGUGACGACAGCCUUGCCCCCAACACUGCUGCCAUCCAGAUGACUUUCCUGCGUCUCCUGUCCACUGAAGCCUCCCAAAACAUCACCUACCACUGCAAGAACAGCAUCGGCUACAUGGACAGAGCCACCGGCAACCUGAAGAAAGCCCUCUUGUUGCAAGGCUCCAAUGACAUUGAAAUCAGAGCAGAAGGAAACAGCAGGUUCACGUACACGGUUUUGGAAGAUGGUUGCACGAAACACACUGGCAAGUGGGGGAAGACAGUCAUUGAAUACAGGUCACAGAAAACAACUCGUCUGCCCAUUGUAGAUUUCGCACCGUUGGAUAUUGGUGGUUCAGAUCAGGAAUUUGGUGUUGACAUUGGCGCAGUCUGCUUCUUGUAAAAUAAUAAGGACCUGAGUACUUUCCAAUCACUCCUAGGACUUCUGCACUGAAUGGCUGAUUCAAUCCAUCACUCCAUUCAUCCACAC
This is a messenger RNA of Callorhinchus milii (elephant shark), 4673 nucleotides long. Its product is annotated as collagen alpha-1(II) chain. Gene Ontology annotation, cellular component: collagen type II trimer. Gene Ontology annotation, molecular function: protein binding; extracellular matrix structural constituent. The record is from RefSeq and is a predicted model, not a curated record. Bases 120 to 4586 code for a protein of 1488 amino acids. The transcript is spliced from 54 exons. Lineage: Eukaryota; Metazoa; Chordata; Chondrichthyes; Chimaeriformes; Callorhinchidae.